This is a messenger RNA of Pomacea canaliculata, 2772 nucleotides long. RefSeq lists its product as uncharacterized. The coding region runs from base 774 to 2153 and encodes 459 amino acids. The record is from RefSeq and is a predicted model, not a curated record. The transcript has 6 exons. NCBI's taxonomy places the organism in Eukaryota, Metazoa, Mollusca, Gastropoda, Architaenioglossa, Ampullariidae. Gene Ontology annotation, molecular function: protein binding.
GUAGAAUGACGUAAACAUGCUGCUGAGAGCUGUUGGGCAUGUUAUGUCACGUGUGGUCAACAAGCUAGGGUUCACACUGACCCGAACAACGGCAUGAACACGUUAGGUAACUCCAAACCAACCCUCCUUUACAAGUUCACGAGUACCGAGUGACGGACGAGAUAAGGAAAUGAGAAGAACAUAUGUAGAAAUAUAGUCGCCUGCGUGAGAGAGCAAGUAAGAGACUUAUCAUUGAAAAAUAUAAUCACCAGAGUACAUAUAUAUAAUUUCCAGACAGUGAGAAGUAAGUAUAUACAUAAUCGCGAAGCAGAGAAGUAUAUAUAUAUACCCUCCAGACUGACCCUAGCGCCACUCCUCUCGUACCGACUGUACAUAAAGCUUGUCAGCAAAUACUUCUACAAUGUGGACACUGUGUCUCGUAAAUAUUAUUAACACAAUGUUUAUGACCAGGAAGCGCGCCAUUGCUGUGUCCUAUCAACUCAUACCCAUGAACUUUCAAGUCAAGCUAUCUUAGGGACGUUGAUAGGUUGAUGUCAGGACAGGCAGUGGACGCCUUUGCUAGAGUGAGACUAGGGAAGAACACACUUGGCAAAUAAGUUAAAAGAAACCCUCGUCUCUUCUUUGGGCAACGAGAGAAAAGGACAAAGCGUGAGUUAUAUGUGGUUCUGAACCACUUCUACCUGUUGCCUACCUGCCUGUAGUUCUGUGAUCAUGGUCAGUAAAUGAUGUCUGAUCCGUGAGUUCACCUGCCGGGUAGCUGUAGCCUGUUCAUCAUGUCUCGUCAAAGUAAGCACGACACAGUCAGCCCCAGACGACCAGACAAACACUACACUCUCUUCUCAUGGAGUGAGUUACAGUCGUUCACUCCGAGAGAAAUAUUCAACGGCGCCUUAGGGGAGCUUCCUUUGCUUUUGGGUAUAUCCUUGGGAUUCUACGGGGUACAGACAGACCCACGAAAAGCACAUCUUCGAUAUUUCGAGUCAGGAAUGCUGCUGUUCGCCUUCCAGAGGGCGGCACAGAGGCGAGUGCUGCUACAUGACUCCUAUGGCAGGACACUGAGCCUACCCCUCAGCUCUCCUCUCGCCUUUACAGUCAAAGGCAGGGAGAAGGAGAGGACCAUGACACUCGCACAAAUAGUCCACACGAUGCCUCUGCCAGUGGCUGUCAACUUUGCCCAGAAGGACAACCUCCAGUUCUUUGUCAAAGGAACUGUCAACCACCGCUUCUUCGGAAGACUAACGGUGGUGUCGCUGUACCAGGAGCCUUUCCUCUGCUGCCUGCCUAUAGGGUACCAAGAUGGAAAACCAGAAGAACAGGUUGUACCUUUGCCGUGUCGGCUGAACAAAAUAGGUUUGUCAGUGGUGACCAGCAUGGCGGGGCACAGAAAUCCACGAGAAAAACUGGCUGAGCUCGUCAGGUACUAUAUGGCGGCCACACACAGACUGGACACGAGCAUCGACCCCUUCUAUAAAGAAAUGGCGUUGAUCAGCAAAGACGUAGCGAUCGCAAACGAAGCUGACAUCCCUGACUACAUCGACGAGGACAGCUUCAUCAUCAUCACGACCAAGCAGCCAACUCGAGUCCCUCCUACGUAUCUUUCGCCGACACUAGAGGACAGGAGUUCGAAUCCGCUGUAUGACUCCACCAACCCUUCGUACAGCAGGUGUUACGAGGCGCUCAGUCAAAGGCCACCCCGUGGCCACAAGCGGUUGGCCGGUUCAUCUGGUUCAGAAGACCCAGGCCUCAGUGAGUCGCUUUCUGCACUUCGACUGGGGAGGCUCUCAGUUGAACCUCCACCCCCACCUCCGUGCCGCAAGGAGCAAAGGUCAGCGUUAACCAUGACGUCACCAGAGGUCACAGACUCGGGUCUCACAGAAGAGAAUGAGUACACGUACCUCGACUUCGUGGGCCAGACCUCAGGAUCGACUGAUGUGGAUUGCUUGAAUGUCGACGAGUUGUCCAUCAAAGAGGUUUCGGUCUGUCUAAAGGACUUGGGACUGGACCAGCAUUGCGAAACAUUCCAGAAGUUGCGCAUAGAUGGGAAACUGCUGACGAAACUGGACCGCGAAGUGCUUAAAGAUGAGCUGAAGAUCAGCGAGCUGGACAUCGUGAAACUAAUGAUGUUUAUCACUGAAGGACACAUUCCUCGCUGACGAUGUUUAUCACUGAAGGCUACGUUCCUCCCAAGAACUGCACUCGUACCUUAAAAACUGCUGCUGGUUGGUCACUGUUCAAGCAUAAGCCAGUAGUUGCCAACGGAAACCUCUGACUGUGAUGACCAACGUUUAAUAACGUACAGACGUGACUGUCUAUGGAGACAGACGAAGGUGUAGCUUGCAGACCCACAAGACACAGAUGUCACAUGCUGGACAAACAUCUGGUAGGUGCGACCAUCACAACCACAACAAUAUUGACCCACUGACAGAUUUUGUUGUUGCUGGCAAGAUAAGCGCCGCGACACGGUCUAUGAAAUUUCAUAGAAUCGUGAAAAAAACUAAUAGUUAAUGUUUUAAGUACUUUGCAUUUACUGUUUAGGAGGUUUUCUUCAUGUUAUAUGGUCGGAGUGUUGGCCCAGAUAAGGCUCACAGAGGCCAAGUACAUUGGUAGUGUGAAGCAAAGCAGUAUGUCAGGAACGAGACAAUAAGUAACUUUGAAUGUCGUUGCUGUCAUGUUUAUCAAAAUUGUCAUCUCUACCAUCAUUGUCAACUAAAGAUAGGAAUAUUUAUUGAAUGUACAAAUUACAAUCCACAUGGAUUAAAAUAUUAAUGUGUU